Octopus bimaculoides (California two-spot octopus) is the source of this 9654-nucleotide messenger RNA. RefSeq lists its product as uncharacterized. The record is from RefSeq and is a predicted model, not a curated record. Lineage: Eukaryota; Metazoa; Mollusca; Cephalopoda; Octopoda; Octopodidae.
GGAGCAAUUAGCAUUUCGCACAUACACAGGCCUAUCCACACACAUAUAUAUAUACACACACACACACACACAUAUAUAUAUAUAUAUAUAUAUAUAUAUAUAUUAUACAUACACGUGCACACACACACACACACACACAUAUUGAUAUAUACAUACCUACAUACAUUUAUUUAUUUACUCUUUGUUUUUCCAUUAUAAUCCUGUUGUUAAGAGUUUCUUGCCAGGACCAAAUUCCCAAAUGAAGAGGAAUUCUUAAUUUUGUGGGGUGGUGGAUUCUCCGAGAAAAUGAAAAUCUCUCCAAUUAAUUGUUUACUUCUGGAUCAUUUCUUGGAUUUUACUUCAACUGGUUCCAAAUGAGGUCCAAACCUCCUGAUAAACUGUACCCUGCCAUUCUGGAAUGAAAAAGGUGACCCUUGACAUUUAUGCUGUGUUGUUCAGGAUCCUUUCUUGAAAAAAGUAUGCAUGCUGUACAAUCACAUUACUAUGAUAUUACACACACAUACAAACACACAAACACACAAAUGCACAAACACACAUACACACAAACACACAAACAUACAUAUACAAACACACAUAUUCUUGGUAGUCUUCAGAAUUCCUUUAUUUUGGUCAAAUGUUAAACAAAGUCCAAGACUAGAAUAAUUUAACCACUUUUUACUUCCACUUUCAUUUUGCCUUUUAUAGUCCAACUCCUUACGAAAUACACCCUGCCUAUAUUUUUCAAAUAAUUGUAUAAUUUGUAAGUAUUUCAUUAAAACGAUAAAACCUUUUUUCUUCUCCACAACAAAAAAAUCCCACAAAAUGGUUUUAUUAAAAUAUGGAUUAUUUAAAAUGCAAUGGUUACUUUGUACCAUGGAAGCAGAUGUGGUUGGAAUCAAAAGAGUAGGCUUUCCAGUUUAAGGCCUGGAUGAACACCAUGCAAAUGCAUUCCUUGUUUUCUGAAAAUUUAAUUGAAAAACAAAAAUCUCUUAUCAAAAAACUGUUAAAGGUUAUUCUUCUGUUGACCUCCAAGACUUUUAUUUUAGAUUUAUUCAAUUAACUUGUUGUAAUGUAGCUUACAACGUUACAGUCAAGUGUUUGAUAAAGAAUUUUAUUGAAUAGUAACUAUAUUCUUUAGUCUGUAGUCCCCUGAUGCUACUUGUAUAUGUCUUGGCGGUAAUGGAUAGGAGCUGAAUGCUUAACUCAGAGUCAGCCAACUUCAAAACAUUCCUUCACCCAUACACGUAAGCACCAGUUUGCAGAGAAAUUUUCCUCUCAUAAUAAUCAAAUGACCACAGGAAAUCUAAAAGAAGAUUCAACAGUUUGUACAACCAAAGCCAUCUUUCAUUCCAACUGACCCAUUCCAACACUUACAUUGACAUAUGUUUAAAGUUGUCAGAUACGACAAUCCGUCCAUCACCCAAACUCUAGAACUGGUGACCUUACAACUGGGCAGUGUCCUCUCCACGUCUUUUCUUCUUCUUCUACUACUACAAUGGUUUCUGCUCUGAACUUGUUGAUCUUUAUAUCAUCCUCACACAAACCAUUUUAAUUCAUUCAUCCUUCCUCCAAUAAUCCUUGCUACUAUCAUUAUACACCAUUAGACCUUCGAUUAAAUACAUUCUACCAGUUAUUCUCCCUCCGAUUAUGAUGCCACCUUCUGCAAUGCCAUUUCACUGUUGAUGUUUUCCCAUCAACCAUUAACCUCCAACAAUUAAAAUGAAAAAUUUAAAUCUGAUACCUUCACCCACUUCUCCUGUUGUGCUUAAUGUUCUCCCUGGUGUAGAAUAACCUGAAAACACGACAGGCACUGCCCCGCCUCCUCAGACAACCACACAAGUAACAUUUACAAUAACACAAAUUAUAAACACACACAUUACCAGUGUACCUUAUCCACUUAUAUACACAUAUUAUAUAUAUAUGUACAUACAAUACGAAUAAUCAUUGUGAUGAUAGACAUGGAUAUAUUAUUUCCCUCAGUAAACAAUUCAGAACUGAAUAUUCACCACAUUGAGUGUAUAUUCUUACCCUUUGUCUCCCAAUUCUAAAAAGGGUCUGUCCCCUGCAAUGUUAUCUGGUAGGGUUGCUUGGUUUUGUAACAUUUCUGCAUAUGGAAAGCCUUGAAAGUCUUCAUGAUUAGAAAAAAACACGAAAGCAUUUGUAGCUUUCUUCAUAAAUAAAUGUCCUGAUAUUUCCAAAACUGUAAAUCCAUUUUUUAGUAUUUCUUCACUGUUGAAAAUCUUCAUUAAUGUAAAAGACACAAAGAAAAACAAAGAUGUAACAAAACAAAAAAAAAGCCCUUCUUUGAGUGGAAACAUUUCAGUGACCAAUGCUUAAAGUUGUGCAUUUGUUAGCAUGACCAAAAUAUCGGCAAUGGAAAAAAUCUACCUCACUUACAAUUCUUCAGGUUCUGCUGAACGAUUUCAAGUUCGUUUCUGUAAGACUGAAACCCAGCUUGGAAAUGGUGUAACCAGCAUGGCAUCAGCACCGGAUCCGAGAAAACAUGGGUCCAAACAAGACGACAUCACAAGCACCGAACAACCUGCAAGCGUCCCCCCUGCACAGCCCGAACUGACCAUGUCUCAGCCCUUCAAACAUCAGCAGCCUCUGCCCUGCAUCGUCACCACAUCCGUGGAUGGCGGUGAGGAUGCGGAGAAGGAUACAGUAAUGCUUGUUGCUGGUGAGGCAAUGGGGAGCAUUGGUGCAGCGACGGCUGAAGGGGUAGGGCAUUCUGUGUCACUGGAAGCUGCGACAACAGCAGCAGCAACAGCAACAGCAGCAGCAGCAGCAGCAGUAGCAGCAGCAAGCACAUCAACAACAAGUGUCUCAUCAUCAACACCAACAAUAGUGAAACGAAACACUGAAAGAAUGACAACAACAUCAGGAACGAUGACACCAACAACAACAACAUCAACAACAGCUGGUCCACAACAACGACCCUCAAGAGUAGACCAAGUGGAGGCACAAAGAAGCAGUACAUCAUCCGACCAGACCUCACCCAAACGGAACAGUGCCCACAUUAUGGAAUUCUUUGAGGAACAGGAGAAAUCUUUCCAAGAACACUUUCGAACCCUGCCUGUACCAAUUAAAGUGAAAAAACACCGAUCUCCAAGUCCUAGCAUGAUGAGGCAAAGUGUUGGCCUCGAUCAUUUAGACAACUUGGUUCGGUUAAUGGAGCAACUCACUACCUUACGAGAUGAAAACAACAGACUCAAGAAAAAAUGCGCCUACCUAGAAAGCACAAAAUAUCUUCUCCAAGUGAGGAGCGAUAUGUCUGAAGACGAAGCACCUCUGGGUUAUAUGUCCCUCCCAACUAAAUCGAAACAGAAGCAACAGAAGGCCAUGAAAGACUCUAGAGAAGCGGUGUUCCCAGCAGCCGCAUCAGACUCACCUCGGCACCGACUAUCAAGUGGAGACAGUUCUCAACACAUAGAAAUCAUUGAAACCGCCUCUGAUCAAACACCGAAGCGACCCAAGACAGCUAAACUGUAUAAGCGAAGUUUCUCAACUGGUUCUUUAGAAAUACCAUCCGACGUAAUUGAACAAGCUAAUUCCGAAGAGAUGACCAGAGUUAUAGUUAGCGACUAUAACGGCAAAGAUUCGAAAUCUGGAUCAAAGUCGCCCGGCUCUAAGAAAAAAUCAUGUAAGUUCUCAAAAUGGGCCCGUGUUAAGAAAAUCCUAACUGGACAGAAGACGACUGUUGACGACUCUGACAUGACGAGGAAAUCCUUAAAAGACUUGGGAAAAGGCAGCAGCCAAUUACCGCAGCAGUCUGAGAGUAGCACUCAAGAACUGACUGUUCCAAUAGUUGGCCUGACUGAAACCCGUUCUAUGGACAGUGGGGUUAGUAGUGGCGUCGAUGGAGAUGGUAGGGAAGGUGUGAGGACAUCCACUUCUUCUGGUGGUCCUCCCAGUCCAUCAGCGUUGACGAAAGGCGCACCAGCUGAUGCUUUGGACACUGGCACGGAGUGGUGGCGGUGGAGUGAAAAGACAAAACACACGAGUGUCAGCAAAGCAGCCGACAGUCAGGGCCAGUACCUGAAUGUGAAAGUGCUGGUGCGGCGCCAGUCAAGUCCAUCAUUGGUCGCCGAAGGAGGGGAAGAGAGUGACAAAACCGUUGAUGGAGAUGGUAGUUCUCCACGCCUCCAUCGAUCGGCGAGCUACAAAAUACCGGGCAAAGGGGAAGAGCCGGGCUCCAGGGAAAGGAAAAUGCAUAAAACGGCAUGGGGAAGGGUAAAAGGCAUGAUCCACACAAAAAAGGACAGUGUUAAGAAAAAACACAAAAAGUCAGAGAAAGCAAUUCCAGCGGAAGAACCUUCGGAAACGGACACGGAAACAGAGUGUUUCAGUUACAGCUCUCCGAAACUGUCGGAACUGGCCAAGAAACAACUGAAAACUGGCUCUGAGAGUAAACCUAGCACACCACAACUUUCACCAUCCUUAUUUCACCAACAGAGCUCCAUCAAAUCGUCUGGCAGCGAAUCAUCCAAAUCGAAACACAGUUCUGCCAGGAAGAAGCUUCCACAUAGCGGUAAGGUGGAUGUGGAGGCUUUAGUAGGUGGAAUGACAGAGGACUUUACGAAAAAGAUGAAACAAUGGGAAGAAUUAAAGUGUAUGCAGGCCACAGGGUUCGCCAAAGGUCCUGUGGAGCUGAGUGGAAGCACCAUCCAACCAAUAUUGAAGGAUGCAACAAAAAAGACUGUUGAGUGGGAGCAAACCAAAGGCAAAGGCCAUGGCCCAGUUCAGAAGCUGAAAUGGGAGUCUGGUAGUUUAAGCGAAAAAGUAACCGACGGGGCUGCCUCUCCCUCUCCUUCGCCUUCUCCUUCUUCCACUGAUGCUAAGACCGCAAUCACAACCACAACACCAACCACCACCACGACUGCUAGCACCACUAGCAUUUCUAGUAUUGGUACAACAACAUCAAUGACCACUACUACAACAACCACCCCCAGUUCCAUGGCAAUGACGUCUGCUAGUACCAGUCCUGCCAUGACACCCUCACCGGUCAACGUGGAUGAGCUACAACGCAACCUGACUGAGAGCUUCUCUCGGAAGAUUCAGGAAUGGGAAAGCAUUAAAUAUCGGAAGGAGGGCAGCCCCUUGUUGUCAUCCAGCUCAAGAAGCCGAAAAGAAGGCAAGUCUAAACUCAAGAAGUCGAAAUCCGAAAAAGAAAAGGACAAAGAGAAAGAGAAAAGUUCCAAGUCUGAGAAAAGUAAAGGAAAAGAUGGUGAGAAAUGCAAGAAAGGGUCCGUCUCUGCUGAAAAGGGUCGCCAGAGGCGGUCAACGAGCAAAAGUGAAAAGGAGCAGGCUGGUCAGCUUGACUUCGAUCCUAAGCUGGCCGGUACAAUGCUCGGACCAUUGGCGGAAUACAAGAUCACCGAUGAGUUUGCACACAAACUGUACGAGUGGGAGGAAAUGAAAGGCUUGUCCCACGAGCUCUCCGCCGCUGUCUUCCAGGUGUGUUCGUCACCAUUGAUGACGACAUCUACACCCCAACAACAACCACCAUCAUCAUCACAACCAUCUUCUGCUGCUGGGCCCCCAACGGCUGCCAUCACCUCAACAACAACAACCACAACUACUGCUGCUGCUGCUGCUGUUGCUGCUGUUGUUGUUUCUGCCACACCGGCCGAAGAUGAAAUGCCACGGGGCAAGCAGCAGAAACAGAAGCCCAGCCCACGAAUCCUGUUGUUGUUGUUGUUGUUACUAUUAUUAUUACAUUUACCAGUUCGAUUCAGGAAAGAAAUGUUAUUAAGUAAGAAACCGACGGGAAAACUGCGAGAACAAGAAAGUGGUGCCCUCUACAAUACACUGCAGAAGCUGGAAGGUAAAAUUCAGGAACUGGAAAAUUCCGGAGAAAAGCUCCAAUUGUCUAUGGAAAGUGCUGCGAUGUGUAAGUUACUGAGUAUGGAGGGUGAAGAAAACAUCAGCUCUCGCCUCGUGGAACUCAUGGAACAGAUGAAGUUUAUGCUGGCAAAGGCUUCUCAAGAAGAAGAAGUUUCUAAGAAGUCUUCGGCAUUGAGCAAUUUUGAAAAGUUUUACUGCCAUGCAAUGCAGUUGCAAAUACAGAUGAAUAACCUGCGCUUGAGUCAUCUGGAGCGUAACAAGGAGAUUAUGGAGAUGAAGAGACAACUGCUUUUGCAGGAAGUGAACAACCUCCUGUUGCAGGCUGACAUUACACGGCGAGAGUCAGAAUUGUACCAGUUCCAAGAGGCGAGACGUACGUCGCAGCUGAAACGAUGGAACACUUACCAUGGAGGAACAGAGCAAAGGCCACGAGUGGUGCGUUACGCAGCUUUGCUGCUGUUGGUGUUGCUCUUGUUGUUGUUCUUGUUGAUGUUGGUGUUGACGGUGAUGCUGUUGGCAACAGUAGCUACUAUGGCUGUGUUGGCAGCAGUUGUAGUGGCAAGGGUGAACACGGAAGGCCUAUUGCUCUCGCUCUGUCUCUUUCUCUCUCUCUCUCUUUAUCUUGUCAUUAGUCUUCUAAUAUGUCUGGCUUUCUACCUGACAGUCCAAAUAAAAGAUAAAAGAAAAUCAAUAAGUAAGCAGACAGACAGACAGACACAAACCUUUCUCAAAAAGAACCCCCCAAAAAUACCCAAAAGAAACAAAUUUGUGAAAUUUUUCCUAAUUUUCUCUUUCUUUCUCUUUUUCUCACCUGUUAUUCUCUUUCUUUUUUUUCUGGGCUUUUUCUUCUCUUUUCAUUCACCUUCGUCUCCUCCACCGUUCGUUGUUCAGGCGAAUCGCAGAGAAUGUGAAGCCUCGCCUCCGUUCCAUCGUUUUGUCAGCAUGAAAGAAAGAAGUAAGGAGCUAUACAGGGAUGCUGACUUGCAGUCGACGCGAGAAACAUCUCUACCAGACACCUUUGAACAAGGAGGAUUGAAAUACAGCCGUGCUGGUAGUUUGACUGAAAUUCGAUUUGAUCCUAAAUCUGCCAUGGGUCACAUCAAUGGAUCUGGUCCUCAGCUACAGUAUAGAUCCAGUUCCACCCCUUUUAUGGAUUCCUUGGUGCCCAGUAUGGAACAAACUCCAAUAAGAAUGGCACCAGAAGGGGAAACACAUCGCACCAGCUUCAUCUCAACACUUUCACCGAGUGAUGCAGAACUGAUAUCAAGAAUUCCCGAUGGUGCAUCUCAGGAGAUUGAACCCAUCACCACUCCAGCCACAAUCAGUCACGACAUCCAUGAUCCGGAUCAAUCUCGUUUACAAAUUUCUUUCACUAUUUCUCUUCCGACAAUGAACGUGCAAAUCCCCCAAACGGUCACUACAUCCCCACAUGAGACCAGCUCCAUCAGCUCGCAGUGCAUGUUAUGCAAAACAGCUUCGGUUCAAAGACAUGUGAGUGGCACUGCAGCCAUCGACACAAUGACGGAACCAACUACAGCAGGUCUUGGUGCCAGCACAAGCGAACAGAUUGGCAAAUUUCACCAGGGUGAGACACUUGCUGAUUGGUUGAAGAGAGAACCGAAAUGUCCACAACUCCUCCUUCCAGAAUGUCCUCACAGUAAAGAUAUCAUUGCUGUACAACAAUCAAUGUUUGGUGAAGAACUGCCAACCGAAACGUCAUCUCUGGAAGAAGGGGAAACAAGUAAACAAAAAGGAUCAUCAUCCCCGUACUUCAAACCAACCGUUAAAAGCAAAGCAGCCCCGGUAUGCAAGGAUCAGUCGAAAAGCCAGACAUAUCCCCGCCAACCAACUGAAGGACAACAAAGCUCUCCUAAUGUGCCCUUCACAGCUCAAGCUGAGAAAUCAGACAAGAAAUCAUCAACAUUUACAGAAGAUCUUCCGUCAAGCUCUGACAAAAAAACACACCAUUAUCCACAAACGGAAGACAGGAAAAUAAAGUCAGGUAAAAGUCCAAAAAUAGAAAAACCAGGAUCUUCCCCCGAGAGUCCAGCAUUAAGACUCUCACAAACUUUGAGUCCAACAGGACCAAAUGUGGCAUCUCCUCCACAAGUCGGAGUUGUGUCUCCAAUACGAAGACUCAAGCCGGCCACAGAAUUACUUGAGGAAUGCCAGAAAUACAGAUUGGGACAUUUAGCCUAUCAUACACGAGGCUAUCUCAGAGGUGCUCGUAUAGAUGACCCGAGUAAAAAGGUCGCCGAGGAAAUGAGUGCAAAGAGGCUGGAAAAAGAGAACAUAUCUGAAGGUUAUGUCGAAGUCGUUGCCAAAAGGCUUUCUGGAGAAGGAAUGCCAGCGCAGAGUCUUGGGUCAAGUGAGUGCACACCGAAAGCAGGGUCAGUCAUCUCAUUACAUUCUUCUGAUUCACCACGUUCACUGACCAAAUUUGGCUCUCACAUCCUAUACAACAUACCGAGUGGUCAAGCUGAACUUCAUCCGCAACAGAAACUGUCGUCCUGGGUUGAAGCAGAAACUGAACCAGGAAAAGAGCAACCAGUUGAGCGUGCUGCUGCAGCUGGAGUCACCUAUCGAAAGAAAGCGGACGGAGCUCAGGAGGAAGUGCCAUCGGCAUUGUUGACUACUCGGAGAAGGUCUUUGGAAGUGUCAAGGUCAAGUGAAUCCCAGAUUGAACUUCAAUCCUACAGCAGGUCAUCGAUGAACCUAGAUGGUAGGUCGCCAAAAGAAGGCAAACCAGAUUCAACUAUAAGUGUAUCCAAUUCUUUUUCGCUGCCUGUCUUAUCUUCUGGUGAGGCACAGGGGAACGGUGCCGCGAGCAGAUCAGCAACUUGCAGUGCACUAAGUGAGAUAUUAUCAGAGGAUCCGGCAAAAACUCCUCAACAGCCAUCAUCGAAAGAGGUGCCAUCAAUCAAGCAAAUAGGAGGCUCGAUAUUCUAUGUAGGUUCGCUGGAAUCCAGUCUGCCGGACAUUUCAGAAAGUGUGGUGGAGAAAAGCUCAAAAAAGAAAGGUCACCGAAAACAGCGAACCAAGGUCGGACAACCGGUGGCACCACCACCACCACUACCACCACCACAACCCUCCUCUAGCAGACGAACAGGCAAAACUAAAAAGGGGACCAUUGGAGAGCUUUGUAUGCAAAGUAUGACCUUUGACCUCGGCAUAUCAACUACAACAGCAAUGCCGAAAGGGUCAGCGGGAGAGAAAAAAGGGGAUGAGGCUGAAGAGUUUAGUCUACAACAGAGGGAAGAAGGGGCUGCUGCUUGCAAAGGCCCCCCAGAAACUGAAGAAGUCAUCGUUUCUGAGGAUGAGGAAAGUUUAACAAGUCUCCAGUCGAGCGACAAAAGAAAACCACGAAGUCGAUUCUUCGAUUCCAACUGGUUUUGCAAGUCAAAGAAAUUAUUCAAAGUUUCAAAGUGAGAAAACCCAGAUUAUGAAACUGCCAUCUCUACUCAGGUGUCUCUCACAAUGGAAGAUUUCAACAGAAGCUUGGAGAAAUUCCAGCAGGCAGUCACACAUUGUCAUCGGUGACUAGCGAAGAAAGGGGCCAGUGUUUUGGUGAAAGAAAGGGAAAAAAACAAAAACAAAAAAUAAAGGUCCACUGCUUGGUUUUGGUGACAUUCCAUUGGGGUCAGUGAUACGAACGGCUGCAAAGCAAGGGAGGCAACUCAAUUGCGCCUUGCACGCUGCAUCUGAUCUCGGAUCCUCUUUUUGCUUCGUACAGCCAAGACGUAGCCAUAAGGAGAGAAAAAUUAGCACCGCCUGAACACCCACCACCCCUUAAAUCCCCCCCAACCCCCUUCACACACAAACAUACAC